AUUAGCAACGUUUAUCAGUUCAUUUUCACAGUUACUGGUCGGAUUAAUUGAUCGGUUGUUGGCACAGCGGGGUUUCUUGAGGAGUGCAGUGAAGCAGCGGACAAGGGCUCCUGAUGAAGGUGUGCAGGUAAUACAUUGCGAGCCUUGUAAGACGCCAUGUCUGAAGAGGCGAUUUCAGAAAGUGACCUGGAGCCCAGCCUUAACAGUGAGGAGGAGUAUUUGGAAAAUGAGGAAGAUGAGGACAAUGAGGACAUGGAGGAGGAUGAGGAUGAAAAUGAUGGAGAUGAUGAAGAUGAUAGCAUUGAACGACCUGCGAGUGCCCAGAGCAGGACAGAAGCAGCUCAGGAUGGCAGGGACUCCGCUUCAGCUACCUCCGGAGAGCCAUCCUCAGAGCCUCCGUCUCAGCCUGCGUCCCGCCCAUCCUCCAGGGCUCCCUCCAGACCUGCCUCUCGCUCUCAGCCUCCAACCAGCCCUGAAAACUCGAGCCAGAGCAAGCCGCCCUCCAGCAAAACAAAGAAACAUAAAGCCUCCAAAUCAACCAAAUCCUCUAAGUCUUCGAAAGGCUCCAAACCUUCCAAGCCAUCUAAGCCCGCACACAUGAGGAAGAAUAUCAGAAAGCUGCUCAAAGAGGAUCAGCUGGAGGCCGGGACCAAGGCUGCUCAACAGGAGGAGAUGGACAGGCGAAAGCGGCUGGAGCAGCAGAGGAAGGACUUCCCGACACCAGCCUCAACUGUCCCAGACUCUCAGCUAGUCGAAGCUGCCUCGAUUUUAGGAGAAGUAUCUCAUUUGGUCCCUGCUCUCCUGAGCAAGCAGGAUGUGAUCUGUCUGGACAGCAGUGGUGAUGAAGAUGAAAAAGUGGACCCCAAGCUGCCUGCACUUGCCAUUAGAGAUGAUAUAAUUGAGCUUAGUUCUGGGGACGAGGACGCCCUGCAGAUCAGCAGCGAGUCGGCUGAUGAAGACGUUGAUGGCACCACGGCCUCCGAGGAGAGCAGCGGGGCACACAUCAACGACGCACUGAAUCUGCCUGAUGCGCAGGGACGAGUGCUCGUUAAUAUCGGUCACCCUGCAGAAGAGAAAGACAUUUCCUCGCUCGCUCCACAGCUGGCCAGGGCUGUCAAACCUCACCAGAUCGGGGGAAUCCGGUUUCUCUACGACAACCUUAUCGAGUCUCUGGAGCGGUAUAAGACCAGCAGUGGCUUUGGCUGCAUCCUGGCUCACAGCAUGGGGCUGGGGAAAACACUACAGAUCAUUUCCUUCACUGACAUCCUCCUGAGGAAUACUGAGGCUCACACUGUGCUGGCCAUUGUUCCUGUGAACACACUCCAGAACUGGCUGACAGAGUUUAACCUCUGGCUCCCACCUCAAGAGGCUCUUUCCGCGGACACUGACCCUGCACUCGUCACCGGCCGCACAUUCAAAGUUCACAUUCUUAACGAUGAGCACAAAACAACACUGGCCAGGGCCAAAGUUGUGGAGGACUGGUCCAGAGAUGGAGGGGUGCUGCUGAUGGGUUAUGAGAUGUACCGCCUGCUGUCCAUGAAGAAGAGCUUUGUGAUGGGCAAGAAGAGGAUAAAGAAGCCCGCAGGACCAAUCAUCAUCGACCUGGAUGAAGAAGACAGACAGCAGGAACUCAUGAAAGGUAUUGAAAGGGCCAUAGCGCGGCCCGGCCCAGACGUGGUGAUAUGUGACGAGGGUCAUCGCAUUAAAAACUACCAUGCCAGCACGUCCCAGGCUCUGAAGAACAUCCGCUCCCGCCGCCGAGUAGUCCUGACCGGUUACCCGUUACAGAACAACCUGAUUGAAUACUGGUGCAUGGUGGACUUUGUAAGGCCCGACUUUUUGGGCACGAGGCAGGAGUUCAGCAACAUGUUUGAGCGGCCCAUUCUGAACGGCCAGUGCGUGGACAGCACACCUCAAGAUGUCCGUUUGAUGCGCUACCGCAGCCACGUGCUGCACAGCUUGCUGGAGGGGUUUGUCCAGAGACGAGGUCAUGAUGUGCUGCGGGACCAUCUUCCCUCCAAGGAGGAGCACGUGAUCUUGGUCCGGCUUUCUCCCGUUCAGAGGGCGCUGUAUACCGAGUUCAUGAAGCGCUUUAGAGAGGCGGGGAACAGUGGCUGGCUCGGUCUAAAUCCACUCAAAGCCUUCUGUGUGUGCUGCAAGAUCUGGAAUCACCCAGACGUCCUCUAUGAAGCCCUGCAGAAGGAGAAUCAGGCCAACGAGCAGGACCUGGACCUCGAUGACAUCACUGCAGCGAGUAACCCCCGCUGCCCUGCACCGGGUGCCGGCCUCAAAGCCAAAGUAGCGGACUCCAGCAACAGCAAACUCAACAACACCCUUCCAACUCUCAACCCCUCGCAGGAUCGAGCCAAUCAAGUCAUCACGUAUGAAUGGGCGAAGGACAUCAUGUCAAACUACCACACGGGAGUUCUGGAGAACUCUGCCAAGAUGAUUCUGCUUUUCCAUCUGAUUGAUGAGAGUGUGAGAAGACGAGACAAGAUUUUGGUGUUUAGUCAAAGUUUGUCCACCCUGACGGUCAUUGAGGACUUCUUAUCAAAGAGACCAAUGCCGGCAGGCAUCGCCUCUUCUGACAGCCAGAGCCAAAACUGGGUUCGCAACCUCAAUUACUACAGACUAGACGGGAGCACAUCUGCAUCAGAAAGAGAGCGACUUAUAAAUCAGUUUAAUGACCCAGAAAACAUCACAGCAUGGGUGUUCCUCCUUUCUACAAGAGCGGGCUGUUUGGGGGUGAACCUGAUUGGGGCCAACCGUGUUGUCGUAUUUGAUGCCUCCUGGAACCCAUGUCAUGACGCUCAGGCGGUGUGUCGGGUGUACCGCUACGGUCAGAGGAAACCCUGCCACAUUUACCGCCUCGUCUGUGACUUCACAUUGGAGAAAAAGAUCUAUGACAGACAAGUCUCCAAACAGGGCAUGUCUGACCGUGUGGUUGAUGACCUGAACCCAGUGCUGAACUUCACCCGUAAGGAAGUGGAGUCGCUGCUGCAUUUUGUUGAAGAGGAACCUGAGCCGAUCUCUGUAGAGUGGCGGGAAGAUUUUGAAGCUGUGAUGUAUGAAGCUUGUCAACUUUACCCGCACCUCAUCACCAAGCAACCUUUCCAUCAUGAGUCUCUGCUGGUGGACCGGAAGGAGUCGAAACUGACCAAAGCAGAGAAGAGAGCCGCCAAAAAGAGCUAUGAGGAUGAGAAACGAGCCUUGGUGCCCUACUCUCGCCCAUCAUAUGCCCCCUAUUACCCAACCAGUGAUCAAACGCUCACAAACAUUCCAGCAUUCAACCAACGUGGCUGGCGUCCCAUGGCACGGCCGGAUGACAAGCCUGUGGCAAGUGUCAGGCCCAUCCAGUCGACCCCAAUCCCCAUGAUGCCUCGCCAGGUCGGUAUGGGCAUGGCUGGCUCCAGCUCUGCCGGCAGCCUGCCUGUCAACUUCCUGCAGAAAGCUGGAGUUUAUGUGCAGAGGAUCGUCACCACAACUGACAUUGUCAUCCCAGGAGCCAACAGCACAACAGAUGUUCAAGCUCGAAUUAGUGCAGGGGAGAGCAUCCAUGUCAUCAGAGGAUCUAAAGGUACCUACAUUAGGACAAAUGAUGGAAGGAUUUUUGCAAUUCGAUCUGGAAAGAUCAGUCGGCCAGCAGUCAGCGGCUCUGCUCUGUCAAGAGACUCCCAGGGGUCCUUGAUCCAUCCAGGCAGUAAUGGCUGUUCAUCUCCUGUGGAUCAACAGCAGGGCUCACCCAACGGGGAGCAGCGGCCCUCCUCUCCCUUAAGCUCUGAGAUCCUCAGAGAGCUCAGCCACUACACCUCGUCCACAGGUGAUGCCGCCGCCGCCAUGGGGAAUGAAUUGCCGUCAGAAAUGUCGGCCGUACCAGGGGGGGAUGAAGGCGGCUCGCAAAACAAUCAGACUGGUGAUCUCGGCAGACAGCUCAGUGACGACCUCUUGAACUCGGCUUUAGAGAUGCGCGGCAGCAAGCGUAGGAGUACUGAAAGCCAGGGCAACACACAAGCAGGAGGUAAGCGCACUUCAGCUGCAACACGUUUCCCUGGACUGUCCAUGGGCUCCAGUGGACUCAGUUUCCCCCCCGUGGGUCUGAACUCCUCCUCCCUUCUGGGGAACCUAAGUCACAUGAGUCAUCCACUUCUGAUGGGUGGCAGCGGUGGGUCGUCAUUCCUUCAGACACCAGGACAAACACUGGCUGACCUGCAGACCAUGUUCCCCUCUGCAGGUUCAGACCUACUCAGACAGUCUGCCACAGGGAACGGACACCUCCCCGCCCCCUCCUCGUCGUCUCUGUCCACCGUUUUCUCCUCCUCUUCCACCACCAUCCCAAUGUCAUCUACACCCUCAGCAGCAACCUCUUCCUCACUGGCGCCAGGUUCUCUGCCUCCGUACUUGAUGAACCCCAACAUGGCCGGCCUGCUUUCGUCAGGCUUCCCUCUCAAUUACAGUCAGUCGCUGCUCUCUGAGCCGAGGAUGUUCUCCACCCCGCUCCUUUCUGGGUCAGGGGGGUUCUCCACACCUAACUCCAGCUCCACUACAUCCAGUUUCCUCCCCCAUUUUAACAAUCCCACUUCCAGCCUGCUGGGGGCAGCUCUGACCCAGCCGGACGUACAUCAGAGUGCGGAAAACGGCGGCAGUAGUUCUGAUGACGACGUUAUAGAGGUGACAGGACAGUAGAGACUCAAGAAGUUUUGGAUAGGAAGUUUCACACACAAUUUUAUCAAUCAUGAUCAACAUAAAGUACAUUAGGGAUGGGAAUGCUCACACAUUUACAUGACUAAAUGAACUAAAUUGAUCCUAUGAUAGUAUCUACCAUAACCUAUAAACUGGUGAUUGACGGUCAGAUCAGAAUGCCACCUCUACCUAACUGGACAUGAUGCAAACGAGUGAGUGAACAUCAGAUCAGUGGGGCCAACUUGGCGACUUUCUCGUCAUACUUAGUGAUCUUUCAUACCCUAAUAGCACCUUUGUUUCUAGAAAGCGGCCAGCGACAAAUUUCGCUACUUAUUCAGAUAAGCAGGACAAGAAAGAAGUAUUAAAGGCCCAUAUUGUUAUUCAGUCCCGUGCAUGUUGCUCAGAGUAAUCCCAGUCCACGGCUCUUUCACCACCAUCGCAGGGUCUCGCCCAUCUCUCCUCUUGUGUCGUGCAGGCGGUUAGGGAGGAAAGGAGACGCAGCUCGCCGUGGGAGUUCAGUUGUAGCGAGCUUCUAUGGUUGUGCAAAAGCUCCCCCAUGGAAGCUUGGGGUGUGACACUGUGACUGCAGCAGCGAUGUUGAAGGGUUACAGCAGAUGGAGCUAUGAAAAAGGAUGCUAUAUGGGCAAAAGUAUUGGGCCACAAUACUUACUACACAUUAUACCUACAGGAGCUUUUAUGACAUCCUCUUCUGAAUCCAAAGGCAUUUAUUUGGAGUUGGUCCCCCUUUUGCAGCUAUAACAGCUUCCACUCUUUUGGGAAGGCUUUUUACAAGAUUCAUCCAGAUUUUAUACACCUGUGGCAAUAGGACUGAAUGAAACACCUGAAUUCAAAGAUUAAGAGUUAUGGCCCAAUACUUUUGUCCAUAUAGUGUAUGUUGUGCACUGAGCUGUUGUUUGGGUGAGCUUUAGGUGCCCCAGGGUUGACUUUUUUCUGGAGGACAACCUGGACGCUAACUUUGUCCUGGCUCCUUUGUCAAAAAGCUGAUGGGAUUUUGGACUAUGGCAGAAAAUAAGCUCGAUAGUAAACAAACCUUAAUGAAAUAUGUUUUGUUUAGCAAGAUAGUCUUCACAAGUGAACAACACUUUUAGGAUUUUUGAAGUCAAAAUGUAAUAGCCAGAAGUAAAAAGGCAUUGUUAGGCUAAAACAAACUACACUACCAUGGCGUUGACUCCGCUACAAGGCUGCAAAGCCGUGUUCGGAGCAGUUCGGCGUGAUGACGUUCUGUAGUCUCAUUUAGCCACCUGUUAGCAACCGCCUUUUUAAACACACAUAAAAGCUUCAAAGUUUGCCAGUGGGGUAAUCACUGACGUAUUUUAUGUCGUGAAAUAAAAUACGAAACUCUUUUCAGCUUGUGUUAACCACAGAUCUUAUUUUAGGCUUCUAACGAAAAACUAUUUUAAAAAACCCAUUGACUCUG
This is a messenger RNA of Plectropomus leopardus (leopard coralgrouper), 6118 nucleotides long. It is a transcript of the gene rad54l2, whose product is annotated as RAD54 like 2. The record is from RefSeq and is a predicted model, not a curated record. Lineage: Eukaryota; Metazoa; Chordata; Actinopteri; Perciformes; Serranidae. Gene Ontology annotation, cellular component: nucleus. Gene Ontology annotation, molecular function: ATP binding; ATP hydrolysis activity.